Molecule: messenger RNA, 2726 nt
Organism: Drosophila novamexicana
Lineage: Eukaryota; Metazoa; Arthropoda; Insecta; Diptera; Drosophilidae
Product: acid phosphatase type 7
Exons: 4
Coding region: 234-1607 (457 amino acids)
Molecular function (GO): acid phosphatase activity; metal ion binding
Source: RefSeq, a predicted model, not a curated record
UUUUGUUGUUAUUCUAUAAAUUGCUGGAUGUUUCAAUAUUCUUCGCUCAUUAUUUCUGCUGCCGCCAGCAAUAAUUUAUAUAAAACAAAAAAUACAACGUAAUUGAAAACAAGUUAAUUCUUUGCUGACCUAUAUAUUGCGUGUACUGAUUUGGCAAUGCCAUUAGAUGUGGCUCAAUAGCUAAACGUGAAUAACUAACAGACAAAUAGAAGAAAAAAACAAAAAAAAAAGCAAUGGUAAAUUUGACCUUGUUGUUCCUGCUGCUGGCGCUCUGUGUGGCCAGCACAGUGCAGCGGAACUUGGAGCUAGGGGAAGAUGCAAACGUUCAGCAAAACUUGGUACAGGAUCUGCAAAUAGUGCACUAUCAGCCGGAGCAGGUGCAUCUGGCAUUUGGAGAGCGCACCGCCAGCGAAAUUGUUGUCACCUGGUCAACGCGCGGCCUGCCGCCCGAUACAGAAAGCAUUGUUGAAUAUGGACUGAACGAUCUUACGCAGCGUGCCGACGGCCGGGCCAUUAAGUUUGUGGAUGGCGGUCCCAAGCAGAUGACCCAAUAUAUACACAGGGUUACGCUUAGCCAGCUUAAACCAAACACCAGCUACGUCUAUCACUGCGGUAGCGCCUACGGCUGGUCAGCCAAAUAUCAAUUCCGUACAAUCGCCAGCGCCGAUGCCGACUGGUCGCCCUCGCUGGCCAUUUACGGCGACAUGGGCAAUGAGAACGCCCAGUCGCUGGCACGCCUGCAGCGGGAGACACAGCUGGGCAUGUACGAUGCGAUCAUCCAUGUGGGUGACUUUGCCUAUGACAUGAACUCAAAAGAUGCCCGGGUCGGGGAUGAGUUUAUGCGCCAAAUCGAAACGGUGGCCGCCUAUGUUCCGUACAUGGUCGUUCCGGGCAACCACGAGGAGAAGUUCAACUUUUCCAAUUAUCGGGCACGAUUCAGCAUGCCGGGCGGCACAGAGAAUCUCUUCUACAGCUUUGAUCUGGGCCCCGUGCACUUCAUUGGCAUCUCCACGGAGGUGUACUAUUUCCUCAACUAUGGCGUCAAGACGCUCGUCUUUCAGUACGAGUGGCUCAAGCGCGAUCUGGAGGCGGCCAACAUGCCGGAGAAUCGGGCCAAGCGGCCUUGGAUUAUCAUCUAUGGCCAUCGGCCGAUGUACUGCAGCAAUGAGAACGACAACGAUUGCACCCACUCAGAGACGCUGACACGUGUCGGUUGGCCAUUUGUGCAUAUGUUUGGACUGGAGCCGCUGCUGUACGAGUAUGGCGUCGAUGUGGCCAUCUGGGCGCACGAGCACUCAUACGAACGCCUCUGGCCCAUUUAUGACUACAAUGUGCGCAACGGUACACUGGGCUCACCCUAUGAGAAUCCACGUGCGCCGGUACACAUCAUAACCGGCUCGGCCGGCUGCAAGGAGGGACGUGAACCCUUCAAGGGCAAGAUACCCGAGUGGAGCGCAUUCCAUAGCCAGGACUACGGCUACACGCGUCUCAAGGCACACAAUCGCACCCAUUUGUACUUUGAGCAGGUGUCCGAUGAUCAGCAGGGCGCCAUUAUUGACAAGUUCUGGCUAAUUAAAUCGCAGCACGGCGCCUACAGUGAACUCUAAAUAGGCGAAGAUGCUAGAUCAAACAAAUAGACGGACGCACACACACACACACACACACACACACACACACAUUCACACACACAACUGUAGCAACUGGCAGUAUUAGCGCACAUUCUUUUAUAUAUUAUAUAGCUCAAUUUAACGCCUAUUUAUCACAUUUCUAUUGCCAAACAAAACCUUAAACACAACUGCAACUGCAACUGCAACUGUUGCCCAGUAUAAGCCCAGAACAAACUGUAUUUGAAUACUUAAAUUAGCCAAUUUUAAUUGCAUGUAUUUUAGGUUGACGUAUAUACAUCGUGUUGUAUAUGUUUAUUUAUAUAUCUGUUAAGAGGUCUAUCUAAUAAUGUCAAGAGUUUUUUUUUAUUUUAUCACUUUCUCAAAUCGAAUACUGUGUCUUCUCUUUGUCAAUAUAGAAAAACUAUAUUCUUGAAAUUGGAGUUCAAUGUUUCCCAGUAGCAGGAUUGCUUCGAAUAUAUAUUCUUUAUAUAUUCACCAAAGAUCUGCCUUCAAAAGAGUUUUUUCAAUAUAGGAAUUGUAUGCCUUUUAAUUAUCUUUUGUUCUUCAAUUUCUGAUAAGCUUACUGAAUGCGAUAGAGCCUUAUCUUUAGUAUUUUCAAUGUUGAAUUGAGCAAAGCAUGUAAACUAAGCUAAGUUGAAAUUGAAGUAUCCAACAUCUGUUUUAGCCCAAGGUCAUAGCAUCUAGUUCUGUUUUAAAGAUAGAAAGACGUUCUUCUUAGCCGCAUUUCCCCAAUAAUCAUACUUAAGAUCUGCAUUGAAGAAGCGCUAAGAACCGAAAAUAAUACCAAUUUUCUAGCAGAAGUUUUGGGUACAAAACGGUGUCCAGUAUCUAUUUUAAUUGUUCGACUACUUUCAUUUCCGAAACCCAAUUUAAAUGAUAAAUAAAAGCAUUUAUGGGCUGGUUUAAGCCGCAAUCAAAUGUUUUUUCAAAAUUAACUAACGAUUUCGUAAGAUCGUCUAUUGCAAUACGAUAAGCGACUAUCGAUCACCGAUAACUGAUAAUCGAUAAGACGUGUAGCGCGCAGUCUUGGUUUAGUUAAUAGCUGUAAUCGUGCAUAUAUCGACUGUGAAUAAUGGCAAAGUGUGCCGUGUGCGCUUC